AUGAAUAUAUGUGAAGCAAGGGAAAUCGAAGUAGAUUCUGUUAUCUGUUUCUCUCUCUCUCUCUCUCUCCUUGUGUGCCAUGCUAAGUUUUCCCUCUUCAAAUGUUUAUCUCCUCCAAAAUAUCUCUCUCUUUCUCUCUUUCUCUUUCUCUCUCUCUCCCUCUCAAGCAUGCACACUUACUCUCUCUCUCCCUCUCUCUCUCUCUCUUUCUCUCCUUAUUUUCCUAAAAAUAUAUUUAAAGAACUUUUUCUUUAUAUCUAUAUGAUCUACAUCUUCUUUCUUUCUAUAUUAUUCUUUUCCUUUCUAUCUAUCUAUCUAUCUAUCUAUCUAUUAUCCACAUCCACAGACAGAGUGUUUCGCUCUUAUCUUCAUUUUUCGGCGCAUUUUGUGACUGCUUUUAUAACUUCUUUUGCUACUUUUUCCCGCUCUGUCUCUGCUUUUCUUCAUCUUUUUCAUCUAUUGAUGGUUUCUUUCUUCUUGAAUUUUUCUUCUUUUUCAUAUUUACUUUUUCUCCGCCUCUUAUAUUUCAUGUCAUUUUUUUUACUCCUUGAUAGUCUUUUUUGUUGUUAUUAUUUUUGUUCUUUCUCUUCUUUUUCUUUCUUUUUUUAA
Messenger RNA from Acanthosepion pharaonis, 609 nucleotides. Lineage: Eukaryota; Metazoa; Mollusca; Cephalopoda; Sepiida; Sepiidae. The record is from the annotation of a GenBank genome assembly.